Naegleria fowleri is the source of this 1812-nucleotide messenger RNA. RefSeq lists its product as uncharacterized. Gene Ontology annotation, molecular function: tripeptidyl-peptidase activity; serine-type endopeptidase activity. Bases 1 to 1812 code for a protein of 603 amino acids. The transcript has 2 exons. The record is from RefSeq and is a predicted model, not a curated record. NCBI's taxonomy places the organism in Eukaryota, Heterolobosea, Eutetramitea, Acrasida, Naegleriidae. Gene Ontology annotation, biological process: central nervous system development; proteolysis.
AUGCUCAACUCGAAAACAAUGACCUCCUCGUUGCUCAAAGGACUGCUGCUGUUGGUGAUGAUGAUCACCUUCUCAUCAACGGACUCCUUGGCAGCUCUAAUUUCACCAUCCGAUACACUUGCGGAUGAUUUAUUAAAAUCAUCGAAUUAUGUAAGGAUGGAAACGGAAAGGCUCGGUUCUUCCCAACGUAUGAAUGAUGCAUCGAAAAGAGGACCAGCUCUCUUUGUUCCUGAACAAUGGAAAAAGAUUGCUUCUGAGAAUGGAAAGAGAAGCACAAACGAAAAUCAAAUGUUACAUCUAACAUUUGCUUUAAAGAAUCAAAAUAUCGAUAAAUUGACUCAAUUACUUUUAGCUGUUUCGGAUCCUUCUUCGCCACAACAUGAAAAUUACUUGACGAUGAGCCAAGUGGCAGCCAUGACUACUCCACGAUCCGAACAUAAGGAACUUGUUUUGAAUUAUAUCAAGAGUAUUCCUGGAGCUAUUAUUGUUAAAAUUUCAAAGCAUGAAAACUUUGUGAGUGCAUUGCUUCCAUUGAGCUCAGUGAACAAAUAUUUGAAGGCCGAUAUGCAAGCAUAUAGACAUGAAAAAACAGGAGAUGUUGUUUUUAGAUCUGAAAUUGGAUAUUCCAUGCCAGAAAAACUUGCACAAGCUGUAACCAUGAUUUCCGGUUUGGUUCGCUUCCCUACUGUUGAAAGAAAGAUUAUUUUCAGCGAUUCUCAACGCUCUCGUACACCAAAUGAUUUUCCGAUUACACCACAAGUUAUUUGGUCCAGAUACAACAUUACUUUCCCUGCAUCUGUCGAUCCAAAAAGCUCUCAAGCAGUUGCCAGCUUUUUACAACAAUACUAUAGCACUAGUGAUUUGGUUCUUUUCCAAAAUACUUAUGGACUCGAAAAGCAACUUCCAAAGCUUGUGGGACCAAAUAUUGAGUCGAACCCUGGUGUUGAGGCUAGUUUAGACAUUCAAUACUUGAUGGGUGUUGGAUACAAGAUUAACACUACAUUCGUUUCCACUCCAGGAAUUAAUCCAAUCACAGAGCAAGAACCUUUUUAUGAUUGGAUUAUUAAGCAACAAGAAAUGGGUGACCAAUCUCCAUGGGUACAUAGCGUUUCAUAUGGAGAUAUUGAAUACCAAGCCACCAGACCAAUGGCUGAACAACUCGAUGCUGAAUUUAUUAAAUUUGGAGUCACAGGACGAACAAUUAUGAUCGCCAGUGGAGACAAUGGAAGUCGAUGCAACAAUGAAGGCACUCAAUUCCAACCAGAAUGGCCAACAUCUAGUCCUUGGGUCACCAGCGUUGGUGCAACUACUCCAUCAACAGAAAAUUGGUGGGAAGAAAGCACAUCGUGGAGUGGCGGUGGUUUUUCAAAUUACUAUGCGCAACCUAAAUAUCAAGCCAAUGCUGUCAAGACAUAUCUGAAUCAAAAUGGUGCCCCUUCCACAAGUUUCUUCAACAUUUCUGGACGAGCCUAUCCUGACGUUGCUAGCUUGGGUGUGAAUUAUCAAGUAUUCGUGGGUGGAGUUGUGAAAAAUGUCGCUGGAACCUCAGCAUCCACUCCAUGCUUCUCGGGUGUAGUCGCUUUGAUGAAUGAUGCUAGAUUCAAGGCUGGAAAGAAGCCACUAGGAUUCCUUAAUAUUUGGAUUUAUCAACAUGCUGGAAUUACUCCAUCAGCUUUCUACGACAUUACUCAUGGUGUUAAUACUGUAGCUCCAUGUCCUCAAGGUUUUCCUGCCGCAAAAGGAUGGGAUCCCAUCUCUGGUUUUGGAGUACCUAACUUUGCAAUUUUGAAACAUUUAGCAUUAUUGAAAUAA